AUGUCAGCACCGCCCACUCCGCGCAGUGCGACGCUCAACGUCAACAACGGCGGCCGCCGCACCGCUAAACGCCCUGUCCGUGCGCGCUCUCACAUAUCGCGCGCACCUAGCCCCAGCAAGAAACCCACACCGCAGUCGUACCGUCGCGGCAACAUGCGCUACGCCGGAGUUUAUGUCGACCACCUCGACCAGCUCCCGCCUGCAAUCGACGGCGAGGCGCUCUGCAUUCUCGGACUGCAGUCGUGGGCUGAGCUAGCAGAGCCGGACACACGAGCCCAGACACAGCCGGAGACACAAGCACGCCUCGCAGCGCUGGCGGCCACUUACCAGGCUGAGUCGCGGCUCAAUGCGCGCGAGUGUUCGCUUGAGGGCAACUGGAAGAGCAGCCUUUUCACACUCAUGCGCAACAUCGCCCUACUCGCUCCGGGCACCUUGUGCUUGGACAUGUCGGAGAAGGCUUGGAUUUCCGGACUGAAGCCUGCAGCGCCUUCCCUUGACGGGCUUCAAGAAACUGGCGAGGAAGGCGACAGCGGCUUACGCACCCUCUCAGCCGGCCCGACACCGUCUGCCUCUACGCUCAUCGAUUUCAAUUCCGCCACCACGGCCGCCGUCACCACCGUGAGCCCAAACACAUUCUUCCCUGGCCGCGUUCCCUCCCUACCGCCGUCGACGUACUCUUCCACCUACUCACAAUCCAUCACCACAACCACGAGCCUCAACGCCUCAGACCCCUUCCACAUCUCCACUCCUAAACCCGACAUUACUGUCGGCCUUGAAGAGACCGAUUUAAACCUGCUCCAUCAGCGCCGCCUUGUCGACCACCAAAAGAGCGGCACCAUCCUAAGCGACCCACACGCCGCCUUCAUGGGUAUGCGCUUUCCCUUCCUGAUUGUCGAAACAAAGGGCCUAAGCGUCCAUGGCAACCUCGUCAGCGCGCAGAACCAGGCCGCCAUCAGUGGCGCUUCUAUGCUACGUAUCCUAAAAGACCUGGAAGAGACUACCAAUUCGCAUCCUACUUCCCCGCCGCUGUGCUUCUCCAUUGUGACUGAGGGUCCCGCGCACGAAUUGUGGGUCCAUUUCGAACAUGAAGAGGCGUUCCACAUGGAGGCGCUAAAAUCAUGGCGGAUGACUCGCGCAAGCGAUGUGGAGGAAUUCGUGCGAGCCUUGGUCAGGAUCAUGGAGUGGGGAAGGGGGAGAUUUCGGGCCGGCAUUGUAGCGAGGCUAGACAGCCAGCCUGCUGUAGCGGGUAGUGAACAUAGUGGAUGGUAA
This is a messenger RNA of Didymella exigua CBS 183.55, 1269 nucleotides long. RefSeq lists its product as uncharacterized. The coding region runs from base 1 to 1269 and encodes 422 amino acids. The transcript has a single exon. The record is from RefSeq and is a predicted model, not a curated record. Lineage: Eukaryota; Fungi; Ascomycota; Dothideomycetes; Pleosporales; Didymellaceae.